AUCCAUAUGACAGACAGUCCCCCGCCAUUACCACCGCGAGACACGGAGGCUACACAGCAAAAAGGGGUGCUGACGCCGUUACCUCUGGCGGCGAGGGAGCUCGCGCCCAAGCGCCUGUCCCGACCAGACCUUUCGCUCGAUAAGCGCUUUGUCUCGCUUGAUGCAGGGCUCAGUUCGCCGCUGUCGCCGGCGUUAUCUCACUUUGCUCAGAACUUCUCGCGUCGCCUGUCGAUGCAUAGCUCCGUGACUGGCAAGACCCUGUCGUCGUUCAGCACCGGCUUCCAGCAGGAGUUGCGUGACGAAUUCAACUGGUUUCUUGUCAAGCGGCAGUACGAUGUGCUCGCGGCGCUCUACAGCAGUUCAUCCGAGACGUGUGCGAGCGUGAAGGCAGGUGACGCGGUGUUGCGCGUGCGAUUCGCAAAGCUCUGCGCGGUGGCCGAGCAACAGGGCGCGGACUGGAGCUGGUGGGAGACGCUCCUCGGAGACUACGCGCGGAAACCGGUGUUGCUCGAGAUGGAACAGAACCUUAACCAACUCCAGGGUUUUCCGUGCGAUGCACGCGGCGUGCUCUACCUCUCAAUCCUUCGUGCAAAGUCUGCGCUUCUUGAAGAUGCGUACGCGGAGAUGGUGGCGAGUGGCCGCGCGUGUGACAAGAAUGACGAGCUCAACAUCCUUUUGGAGAACUACUCGCGCGAGCUCGCAGACUCCAAGGAUGCCAAGGGACUCAAGACAUUGUUGCGCUGCUUCACCAUUUACACCGGCGACAUUCCCAGCGCUCAUGUGGUGAACGUGGCGCUCGUAUUGCACGGGGCCAGCACGACCUCGGCGCUGAGCCCCGAGUCGUUAGUUGAUCUCAGCGAGGCGGAGACGUUUUCCGUGUUGUUGAAGUUUGACGCCAUCUACAGCGACCUCAACAAGGACGAGUUCUACUACAAGAUGAGUCGCACAUUGGAGGAUACGCUUCCAGCGGUGUACCUCCAUCUCACAGCCCAGGGUGUUAUCUUGAGCUCGUUCUACAAGAAAAUUCUCAGCUUUGAGUUUUUCAAGGACAUGUUCACCGCGGACGUGAAUAAGGAGACGGCCGGGUCGACCACCGCGCAGUUCGUCUUGCAGAAUAUGGAUAUGGUGGUACUCCAGGGUGUAGACUACUUCACCAAGUUUAUUUUGCAUGUGUUUACUGCCCACCAGGAGCGGAUCUUGGCGUCAAAUCUUAACCAGCAGACGCAGUUCUUGCAUGUGGAGUUAUUAAACACCGAGAACUACAGCGUCGCGUCGUCUAGCAGCGAUUUCAGUGACGAAGAGCCCACGUUCUUUACCGCCACACUCUAUCUGACCCCAGACUUUAUCAAGUACGAGAACGAGUACAAUCUUUUGAAUAAUAACUCGUUGAACUUGAACAACACCGAGUUGAUCAACCUCAAAGAGACGAACGAGGAUUUGACGUCAAAGCUCCAGGAGCUCAACUCCAAAUUUGAGCACCUUAAUAAGAAUCACUUGGCGAUCGUCCAGGAGAACCAGGAGAUUCUCCAAGAGUUGGCCGCGCAGAGUGCCGAUACCACGCGGUUGAGCGCGCGCCGCGAUGCCUUGGCGGCGCAGGUGCAACAGUUGGGUAUGAACGAGGAGAUUCUCCAGACGCGAGAGCGGAACGAGAAGUUUGGAGCGGUGAACGACGAGUUGAAACAGCAGAUAGAGGAGACCAAGAGAGAUUUGGAGGCGAAGCGGUUGGCCGUGGAGGAGCUCCGGGCCGCAGAAACCGUUGCUUAACGGGGGGGAGAGCAAUAAGAGUGAAGGCGGAGCCUGAGCGAAGCACAAGCUUGAACAAAGGAAAUUAAAAUGUCCAAAUUGUCUAAUGCCUGAAUAUUAAUAUAGAUAUCAAAUUCGUAGAUA
Molecule: messenger RNA, 1887 nt
Organism: Babjeviella inositovora NRRL Y-12698
Lineage: Eukaryota; Fungi; Ascomycota; Pichiomycetes; Serinales
Exons: 1
Coding region: 7-1764 (585 amino acids)
Source: RefSeq, a predicted model, not a curated record